Messenger RNA from Cylindrotheca closterium, 1206 nucleotides. The record is from the annotation of a GenBank genome assembly. NCBI's taxonomy places the organism in Eukaryota, Bacillariophyta, Bacillariophyceae, Bacillariales, Bacillariaceae.
AUGACAUCCUCAACUACGGACGGUCCACCAUGUUUUCCGCUGAUGGACUUGUUUCGAAGAUUGGCAUCGGCUGGAAGCUUAGUGGUACAGCAAGAAAAAGGUCGUAUGGUGGCUUUGGUGGAACCAAAAACAAAGCAGAUUGGGGAACGUUUGUCCAAUUUGGGAAAACCUCUGAACUCCAAACCUCAGGAAAUGCCUGAUGAGGGUGAAAUUGUAUUCAUCGUUGAAGACGAUGUUGAACUCUCGGGGAAGGGAGACGAACAUACCGAUGAAGCGGUAGAAGCGGAAGUGUUAGAUACCAAUGGGAUCUAUUCUUCCCCGACAUCAGAAUCACCUCCUUCUUCUCAGACUCCGCUUGAAGUUUCAUCUGAACUACCACCUGAAGCGUCAUCUGAACAAUCACAGGAAGCGCAAGUCACUGAACCAACACCUACCAUACAAAAACAAGAAAAGCCAGAAGAAAAGCAGCAAGCACAAAAGAAGAAGCAAGUGAUACUGAAAAUACCACCCAUCGCGCGAAAGAUUUUUGGCUUGGAUGUUGUGAUGGAAUCUGGCUUGGAAGAUCUCGAAGAUGAAGUCACGGAGCGGAACGACGAUGACGAUGAUGAUGUUGACGAUGACGGAAAAGAAGCAGCAGCAGAAUCCUCAUCAGGGAAUCGCCGUGCCUCUUGCAUUCGCUGGUCCGAGAAAAGUGAUGAUCCCGACGCUCUGAAUGUAACGGUACAUGAAGUCGAAUGCAUCAAAGACCGGACCGACAUGUGGUGGCAGGGAUCCGAGUUUGACACGAUGAAGAAAAGUGUCACGGAGGCGAUCCGCUUUUGCAAGUCGUACAACCGAAAUCACGUCGAGUUGUUGGAAGAUAUCAUGCGUUGCGAUUGUUUGGAAGAUGAAGACUUAAUGAAAGAUUUGUUGAAGGAUUUGCUGUCGACCUCCGAUUCAGCAUCGGAAUCCUUUUUGAGGGGCCUAGAAGGACACUUGUCGAAGCUCAUCAGCAAGCAUCGCAUGCGACAUUCCAAAAAAGUAUUGAGCGUUCAAAAAGGUCUAAAGGACAGUAGGACUUUGGAAGAAACUUGGGAGCUACUGCGGGAAGAAUCUCUCGACAAGAGUCAACUCUUGUCCGCUUUUGCACGCAGAAUGGGACAAUUUGAUGAAAUGGUGGUUGCCAAGGCACAAAAGAAGCCACGGGCAUCACUGUGGGGUGUAUAA